Penicillium daleae is the source of this 1095-nucleotide messenger RNA. RefSeq names its product NAD dependent epimerase/dehydratase. The transcript is spliced from 4 exons. Bases 1 to 1095 code for a protein of 364 amino acids. The record is from RefSeq and is a predicted model, not a curated record. NCBI's taxonomy places the organism in Eukaryota, Fungi, Ascomycota, Eurotiomycetes, Eurotiales, Aspergillaceae. Gene Ontology annotation, molecular function: oxidoreductase activity, acting on the CH-OH group of donors, NAD or NADP as acceptor.
AUGUCGAGUCUUACUGGCCUUCCUACGGGAUCCUGCAUCCUUGUCACGGGAGCCAACGGUUUUAUUGCCUCUCAUGUUAUCAACACCUUGCUACAGCUUGAAUAUCGACUGCGAGGAACGGUUAGGACGGCAAAGCCAUGGCUUGACGCCUUCUUCGAGAAUAAAUUCGGUCGAGGCGUCUUUGAAACCUUUGUGCUUCCUGAUUUUGAAAACCCUGAGAUGCUAGAUAAUUGCAUGGAUGGCAUAGCCGGGGUAGUGCACACGGCUUCUGAUGUUUCGUUCAGUAAUGAUCCCGAUACUGUCAUUCCUUGGGUCGUACGAGCAGUUGAAAAUGUCCUAGAGGCUGCAUCUAGACACCCCUCUGUUAAGAGAUUCGUCUUGACAUCAUCCUCUGCAGCUGCUUUAAUCCCUGUUACAAACCAGAAAGGGUUCAGAAUUAAUGAAGAUACUUGGAAUGAGGCUGCCGUAAAGGCCGCAUGUGAUCCCAUUACGAAGCCUACCGAGAAAGCAAUCACAAUUUAUGCAGCUUCUAAGACUCUUAGUGAACAAAUGGCUUGGAAAUGGACUAGAGGGCACAAUCCUCGUUUUACAUUCAAUACGGUCCUUCCGAGCUUCAACGUAGGAGAAAUUCUUCACGAGAAAUUUGGAGGAUCGUCCAUGGGAAUGGUUCGAGGGAUUUUGAAAGACGAUAAAAGCAUAUUUGACUUUUUCGUACCUCGUGAGUUGUUUCCAUGCCCCCGAUGGUUAGUUGAAGGAGGCGGGAUAAGUGAAAUGCUAAAUUGCUUUAAUGUAUUAGAACAGUACGUUGAUGUUACCGAUACUGCCCGCCUACACGCUAUUGCUCUGCUUGCACCUAACGUCCGAUCGCGGCGGAUAUUUGCAUUUGCAGGUCCGCUGAACAUGACUGACAUUAUCUCGACUCUCCGGGAACUUCGACCUGACCAUCAUUUCGAUGAUCCGAAUCCAAACGAAGGCCGAGAUCUCACGGACGUCGCACCAGCUGCUAAAGCAGAAAAGCUUUUGGAAGAGUUUUUUGGCCAGAAGGGGUGGAUCCCUUACAGACAGAGCCUUGCCGAUGGGAUUUGUGAUCUUUAG